Molecule: messenger RNA, 609 nt
Organism: Nanorana parkeri
Lineage: Eukaryota; Metazoa; Chordata; Amphibia; Anura; Dicroglossidae
Gene: TMEM242
Product: transmembrane protein 242
Exons: 4
Coding region: 64-492 (142 amino acids)
Source: RefSeq, a predicted model, not a curated record
GGGGAGGGGACACCAUGUGUGUCACUGUGUACAUGCUGUGUCCUCUGUGUGAUCAGGGAUGUCAUGGAGGAACCGGAGGAUAAGGAUGGCAAACACCGAGCAGAGGUGACCCGGGAUGACAAACUGCUGCUUAUAAAAGGGGGAAUUUUUCUUGGCAGUGUUGCAACAGCGGGAAUGCUCGCAGGUUUUGGAACAACACUGUCCCUUGCAAAGAGGCGAAGCCCCGGCUGGUUCAGUAAGGGUGCUACUGCCACAGCUUCCUUGCCAGAGAGUGGUGCAUCCCUUGCCUUGAGAGCUUUAGGUUGGGGAUCGCUCUACGCCUGGUGUGGAGUGGGAUUUAUCAGUUUUGCUGUAUGGAAAGUACUUGGAGUACACAGUCUUAAAGAAUUCAGAGAGAAAAUGCAGUCCUUAUUUCCAGCUGUGCCUAGAAGCCAAGAGGAACUUUCCACUUCUGAGCCAUUCAGCUUGGAGAGCCUCCUGAAAUCUAAGUGAUAUAGAGGGAAGUUCCAGGUGGCAUGAUCUUCACAGACUGGCUAGCCAAACAGCGUCUCAUGGCUGCAAGAGGUUCUGUUAUGAAUGGUGGAUGUACAUUUAAUAUAUGCAAAAGGA